This is a messenger RNA of Paramecium primaurelia, 629 nucleotides long. The record is from the annotation of a GenBank genome assembly. Lineage: Eukaryota; Ciliophora; Oligohymenophorea; Peniculida; Parameciidae.
AUGCAAGAUGCAAAAGCAAGUGAGGAAUUUGUAUAAAAUGAAUAAGAAUUUAAAUACAUUAGUGAGUAGGUGAAAUAGAAAUUGAGAAAAGGAGAAUAUAGUACAGAUGAAUUUUAUAAGAAGAACGUGGAUGAAUUAAAAAGAUGUGUAAGGUUUUUAGAAUAAAAAAUAGGUUAAAAUGAUGGAAACCGAAGCUUAAAUGACUUCAACUCAUUCUAAAAAAAUAUUAUAGAAUAAGAUUUUAUAAUAUAAAAAGUAAUUGGAUGUGAUUGAAGAGAGCAUUAAUGAAUUAUUGAUAAAACAAAAGAAAACAGAUAAUUUAAAAGGAAAUUUAUUUGAGAAUGAUUUAAUUAUAGAAGAGAUCGAUAGAUUAACUUAAGAGACUGAAUAAAUUGCCUUAAAUGUAGAUUCUAAAAUGAAUGCAGGAACUUUAGCAUUGCAAUAAUCUAAAUUUAAAGUAUUAUUUUAAAAUGAAAUAGAAAUAAGACUUAAAAUCAAAUUUAAGGAAGAGUGAUUUUACAAUAUAAAUGAUGAAUAAUAAAAUAACUUUAGAUAAAGCUUCAUUAAUGGUUAUUAUAAUAUUAUUAGGAAUCAUAGACAUAUUUGCAAUCUACAAAAAAUUUCUAUGA